This is a messenger RNA of Cinara cedri, 162 nucleotides long. Lineage: Eukaryota; Metazoa; Arthropoda; Insecta; Hemiptera; Aphididae. The record is from the annotation of a GenBank genome assembly.
AUGGAAAACGAAAUUCGCCGUAUUACUUCGGAAAGGGAGAGUGAUGAUUUGUUAGUAAAGUGUGGCGCACAUUUCGAUACACCAGACAGCGGGCUGAUGGAUACGUCAAAUGGAGGUGCUGGAAAGUGUACAGUGUACAUCUACGGUAUUAAUGACAAUUGA